Molecule: messenger RNA, 858 nt
Organism: Naegleria gruberi
Lineage: Eukaryota; Heterolobosea; Eutetramitea; Acrasida; Naegleriidae
Exons: 1
Coding region: 1-783 (260 amino acids)
Source: RefSeq, a predicted model, not a curated record
AUGGAUCUAAACUACUACGAUCACUACAUCAACAAGGAGAAUGGUUCCUAUGUGGUCUGGCGAGAUUUGACCUUCAAUAACCAAUCCACCUUUGACAUUAUCAAUUUCGGCCUCUCGGAAAAGAAGUUACAAUUAUCUGAUGAUACAACUCAUCAAUUCCGAAGAAAUUUAAAUGAAUUUUCUCUCUCUGCAGCCUUUAAUAAGGUUCCCCAACGUACGAAUCCGAUAGUUAAUGGAGAAUCCGAUCAGAAGAGAGUUUCUCUCUAUAUUGAAAAUUGCCACUAUCAAAUAUUCGAUUUUUCCAAACAAUAUUUCAAGAGAAUUGUUUUUGAAAAUUGUUCAAAUUGUGAAAUUUAUUUAGGAAAAACAUUUGGUGGAUAUGAAUUCAGUAAUUGUUCCAAUCUUACUAUUCAAUUUACUAAAAAUGUUGAGAAUUUGAGUACUAUUCUAGAGGAUUCUAAAUUCAUUUCCAUUAUUUUCCAUUUUAAAUUAUCAGAAAUGAAUGAAAUGAGAAUAGUUUCGACUAAUUUAUUUGGAGUCAAAGUCAUGUAUCAGAGUGAUCCCUCAUCAAAGAGAAAAAACGAUUCAAUUGUAAAUAUUAAUCAUUCAACUUAUGAAUUUGUAAAUUUGGAUCAAAUUGGAAUUUCCAAUCGAUUUGUAGAGAUUACAAAAAAACAAUUACAAUCAAAUUUACAAUCAAAUACUUUUCAUAGAAAAUUCUUUCACGAUUCAUUGAAUGAUAUUAACAUUAUUACACAAUUCUCACAUGACUCUGAUGAAUAAUUCCCUUUCAAUACCGUUCAGUACUAUUUAACCUUUACAAAAAAAUGUAUUUAAAUAUUUAAAUGUUUGUAUUUU